UAUUGGAAUUAGUGGCAAUUCUCGUCGUUUGUAUAUGAUACGGCUAAAUGGACGCUCUAGUGCUCGUGGUCAAAUUACCUAAUCCUUACAUUACAUUAACUUGCUCAUAGCAGAUUAUGUACCACGCAAGUCGCCUUCGAGAAAAGAUAAGGAUCUGAAACUCUUUAUAUACAGAUCUUACUGUUGCCUGCCACGGGAAUUCGUCUUGAAAGCUUUCUGUAUCUCCUUGUUACUAACUGUGAGAGACUUGACGAUUGCAAAAACGUUGGUUUAUUUUGUGUGGAUUUCUGUAUAAAGAAAAAAGAUUUACAUGGGACGGACUCCUUCCUGUGGAAAAGUGGGACUUAGGAGAGGUCCAUGGACACCAGAAGAAGAUCUGCUUUUAACAAAUUAUGUCCAGGCUUAUGGCGAAGGCCGCUGGAGAUUUCUCUCGAAGAAAGCAGGUCUGCUUCGGUCUGGAAAGAGCUGUAGAAUGAGAUGGUUAAAUUAUCUUCAACCUGACGUCAAAAGAGGGCAUAUUCUACCUGAUGAAGAAGAUUUAAUUCUCAGGCUCCAUCGACUACUGGGAAACAGAUGGUCUUUGAUCGCUGGACGUUUACCUGGAAGAACGGACAAUGAUAUAAAAAAUUUCUGGAAUAGUCACCUAAGCAAAAAGCUUAUCAGCCAGGGCAUAGAUCCUCGUACACACAGACCCCUUUCUGAAUCUGAGGAUAUAUGGUGGGUCUCUCAAAAAACUGAUAUGCAAAAAAAUCUUCACCAAUCCUCUACAACAUCAGAAAGCGCCAAUCCAGAAAUACAUGACAAAGAUUCAAAUUUCAUAAUAGCAGGUGAUAAGGAGGACCAGAUUUACUCUUCAGUGGCACCCACAAUUUUGUCUUCCACCAGUGAGAUUGUUGCAAAUGGUAAAUUGAGUAAUUCCAAUUGUUGUGAGACUCCGAAACAGGGAACAUACAGCAGCUGGCUUUCUUAUUCCCUUGCUGCAACUCCAAUGGCAACAACUUAUGGAAAUACCAGUUCAUACAUGCACCCUUCGUUUCUGGAGUUAUUUAUCAAUGAAGGGUUUGAGCUGCCAGAGCCUACUGUUGAAUUCAAUUCUGUUUCACAGCAGUGCUCACAUCGGUCUGAGCUUGUAAGUCCUAGCCGUGAUUUGUGGUCUGCACUUCAUUCUCCAAGGUCAGUUUGUGUGCUUUACAAAAAUGAAACACAUGCAUUUGGAAAAUAAAAAUUGAUGCAAACUAGGCAUGGUGGUGAUUUGCAAUC
Cryptomeria japonica (Japanese cedar) is the source of this 1260-nucleotide messenger RNA. Its product is annotated as transcription repressor MYB5. Lineage: Eukaryota; Viridiplantae; Streptophyta; Pinopsida; Cupressales; Cupressaceae. The record is from RefSeq and is a predicted model, not a curated record. The transcript is spliced from 4 exons. The coding region runs from base 311 to 1222 and encodes 303 amino acids.